Molecule: messenger RNA, 702 nt
Organism: Octodon degus (degu)
Lineage: Eukaryota; Metazoa; Chordata; Mammalia; Rodentia; Octodontidae
Product: SLC35A4 upstream open reading frame protein
Exons: 3
Coding region: 110-421 (103 amino acids)
Source: RefSeq, a predicted model, not a curated record
CCACCCUUUCAGAAUGCCCCGGAAGUGCCUUCACCCUCAAUAAAGAUGGCCGCGGUAUUUGGCAGGAGGGAGGCGGGUCUGCGCCUGCGCAACGAGUUCGGCGGGGAAGAUGGCGGAUGACAAGGAUUCUCUGCCCAAGCUUAAGGACCUGGCAUUUCUCAAGAACCAGCUGGAGCGCCUGCAGCAACGAGUGGAAGAUGAAGUCAACACUGGUGUAGGCCAGGAUGGCUCACUCUUGUCCUCCCCAUUCCUCAAGGGAUUCCUGGCCGGCUAUGUGGUGGCCAAACUGAGGGCUUCAGCAGUAUUGGGAUUUGCCAUGGGUACCUGCACUGGCAUCUAUGCAGCUCAGGCAUAUGCUUUGCCCGACGUGGAGAAGACAUUGAGGGACUUCUUCCGAUCACUACGCAAGGGUCCCGACUAGCUCCAGAUCCCAUGGGGGAAAAAGGAUGAGCAACUGAGCCUACAGGUGCAGGCCUUUGGGCCAUGAACACUCUAUCAGGCUUCCCUAGCUGUCAUCCAUCUGUCCUGCCACCUUUAUCUUUGCUUUUUCCCUGCAGAGGCUGUAUAGUGGCUUGUCAGCCUAUACCCUGGAUUUCUUCCUUGCCUGGCUCCAUGAGACUGACCCUGUGACUUUGGUUCUCUCACCCCUUCCUUUUCCAGCCCAAACUGUGGGAUGUGCCACUGACUCUGAUCUUUAGUAUU